AUCACAGGGCCACGGCUGAAGAGCGACCUACUACGACUACAGCUACAAGGCAUCAUCAGUGUAGCAGUUGCUAGCACACACGAUCUGUGAGAGAUGGCUCGUACCAAGUCUACAGCUCGUAACUCGACCGGAGGAAAGGCGCCAAGGAAGCAACUCGUUAAAAAGAUAUUCAUUGCUGCUCGCAAGAGAGUGCCAGCAACCGGAGGAGUGAAGAAGCCUCGCCGCUACCGCCCCGGAACUGUCGCCCUUCGUGAAAUUCGCAAGUAUCAGAAGGGCACCGAGCUGCUCAUUAGGAAGAUGCCCUUCCAGAGGCUCGUCAGGGAGAUUUCCCAGCUUCACAAGAGUGACCUUCGUUUCCAAAGCCAUGCGAUCCUUGCUCUGCAGGAGGCAGCAGAAGCCUAUCUCGUGGCUCUCUUCGAGGACACCAACCUGUGUGCCAUCCAUGCCAAGCGGGUCACCAUCAUGCCCAAAGAUGUUCAUCUGGCUACCAGGAUCCGUGGCGAGAGGCACUAAUAAUCGUAUUGCAUGCGUCGUCAAUGGAGCUACCGACAACCUGCUACUUAGUAUAUUUGUGGCCUUAUAUUUUGUCGAGAAGCGUUAGCUUAAGUUUGUGUCAAACAUUCUAUAUAAUGUCGAAUAACUAGCUAGUUAUUAUUGCAUGGUAGCCUCCUAGGUUUUCAUUUGCUGGUGUAAGAUAUUAAGCUUUAUUCAGUUUCCUUUUA
Sorghum bicolor (sorghum) is the source of this 722-nucleotide messenger RNA. RefSeq names its product histone H3.3. The transcript has 5 exons. Bases 94 to 513 code for a protein of 139 amino acids. Gene Ontology annotation, cellular component: nucleosome. Lineage: Eukaryota; Viridiplantae; Streptophyta; Magnoliopsida; Poales; Poaceae. Gene Ontology annotation, molecular function: DNA binding; structural constituent of chromatin; protein heterodimerization activity. The record is from RefSeq and is a predicted model, not a curated record.